This is a messenger RNA of Apis laboriosa (Himalayan honeybee), 1081 nucleotides long. Its product is annotated as radial spoke head 1 homolog. The transcript is spliced from 6 exons. Gene Ontology annotation, biological process: axoneme assembly; spermatid development. Bases 1 to 999 code for a protein of 332 amino acids. The record is from RefSeq and is a predicted model, not a curated record. Gene Ontology annotation, cellular component: motile cilium; nucleus. Lineage: Eukaryota; Metazoa; Arthropoda; Insecta; Hymenoptera; Apidae.
AUGUUAGAAAAUCCGGAAAUAAUCGGUGAAAGAGGAGAAGAGGAGGCAAAUCCUUUAGGGUUAUAUGAAGGUGAACGAAAUGAAAAAGGGGACAGACACGGCCGUGGCAAAGCUUUGCUUCCAAAUGGUGAUAUGUACGUCGGUCAAUAUUGCAAAGGAUUGAGACACGCUCGAGGCUUGUACGUGUUUAAAAACGGCGCUCGAUACGAUGGCGAAUGGCGGCAAGGUGUAAAAUACGGCCAAGGAACAUUUUGGUAUCCUGAUGGAACACGAUACGAGGGUAAAAAAAUCUCGUGUUCCGUAGGCGAAUGGAAACGCGACACAAAAUAUGGUUUUGGCGUGUAUUACUACAUAAAUGGGGACGUUUACGAGGGAUCUUGGAAGAAAAAUCUUCGACACGGUAUGGGAUCUUACCUUUACGCCAAUACGAAUACAAAAUUUAUGGGUACGUGGAUUAAGGAUCGCAUGCAAGGACCUGGACAGUUAAUUCAUCCCCGACAUCGAUUCCACGGAUUUUGGGAACUCAAUUUGCCUUAUGGUCGAGGAUGCUUUACUUUCGAAAAUGCUUGCAUGCAACAUGGACACUAUGUGCACAUGAAAGAUCCUGAUUAUGAUGAGACAAAGGAACCUACCGAGGAAGUAGCAGAACCACCAUCACCAGAACCUACUGCGAUAGAAACUGAAGCAGAAACGGAUGUUACAGGGACCGAGAUUACAAAACCGGAAGUUAAACCUGAACCUUUUGAACCACCUCGUUUGAAGAAAGGUAUUAUUGCGUUGUGGCGUGCGCGUUGUAUCACACCGUACAAUCCUGAUUUAUUACCACCUGAACCAGUACCAUUGCAAGAGGAGAUAUCUAUAGAUUCACUAAUAGAUAAGUGUUCAGAGGAUUUAUCAAUAGUACCAGAACAAUUCUUGAAAUAUGAAGAUGAAUAUGAAGGUGAAGGGGAAAUCUAUUAUGAAGAAGAUUAUCCUAUACCAUCUCCUAAAAUAACUUAAUUAGAAGAAUCAAAUAUGAACAUAAUUUCUUUCCUAAUACGUUAAUUCGAAGAAUUAAGAAGAAAAAUUAAAUAUUUAUAUG